AUCGAUAAUUGAUAGUAUAAAAACAUUUUUAUAUCAAUUUUGACAUCAACCGUGCAGUGAUUUUUUAGUGUAUCGUCAAAUGUGUGUACAAAUUUAAUAAUUUAUAUCUGACCAUUAUUACUAUAUCCUCUUACAAUGAACGCCUUCGCCGAUAGCAAUAACCACUUAGCAUCCUACGGUUUCAAAAUGUCACCAGUCGGUCACGAUGGCUUAAGCCCCGAACCAACUUUAGGACAAACUGGUACCCAAUAUGGACACCACCAUUUCCCGAACCAAACCCACCAUACGCACCAGCAACAACAUUAUAACCCUGCCAACUCUACUGGUGUUGGCAGCCCAGCGUACUCAGCUAGAGAUUUUUUGUUGAGGAGAGAAGACGCCUUUGCUAGUCACCAGAUUUCGAACCAGGAACCAGGAUUGUUUUCUCAGUUGCACCAUGAAGCACCGGCGUAUAUGCACCAUGCUGGUUACCAUCAUCCGCAUCAUAUAAAUCAAUAUCCUUACCAUAAUGGACAGUCUGCCAUUUCGGGAUCGUCGUAUCAUGGGGCAUUUUAUAGGUAUACACGCCAAAAUCACGUAAGCGACGGCUUGCCCACCUCUGCAUCUCCCAGCACCAUGGGAAUGCGCGGAGAGCUCUUGCGCUGUCUCUGGAUAGAUUCCGAAGCCAUCGACGCGCCGACCCUGUCCACCCUCGACCCGGACCGAUCCGGCACCGCCGUUUGCGGAAAAACUUUCCGGUCCAUGCACGAUAUCGUUUCCCAUUUGACGGUAGAACAUGUCGGAGGUCCAGAACGGGCAGAUCAUUCUUGUCGAUGGGCUGGUUGUUCCAGAUCCGGCAGAGCUUUCAAAGCGAAGUACAAGCUGGUGAACCACAUCAGGGUGCACACUGGCGAAAAACCGUCGUGCCCGUUUCCUGCUUGAAAAGUUUUUGCAAGGAGUGAAAACUUGAAAAUGAAAAUACAUAAGAGGACACAUACAGGUCAGUGGUAG
Molecule: messenger RNA, 990 nt
Organism: Ctenocephalides felis (cat flea)
Lineage: Eukaryota; Metazoa; Arthropoda; Insecta; Siphonaptera; Pulicidae
Product: pair-rule protein odd-paired-like
Biological process (GO): central nervous system development; regulation of transcription by RNA polymerase II
Cellular component (GO): nucleus
Molecular function (GO): RNA polymerase II cis-regulatory region sequence-specific DNA binding; DNA-binding transcription factor activity, RNA polymerase II-specific
Source: RefSeq, a predicted model, not a curated record